Molecule: messenger RNA, 2176 nt
Organism: Xiphophorus couchianus (Monterrey platyfish)
Lineage: Eukaryota; Metazoa; Chordata; Actinopteri; Cyprinodontiformes; Poeciliidae
Product: CD209 antigen-like
Exons: 6
Coding region: 1049-1957 (302 amino acids)
Source: RefSeq, a predicted model, not a curated record
UGAAAACAUUGUCAAUAAAUUUCAUCUUAAUAUAUUGGUGAGUUUAAAUAAAGGGCCUGCUUUAUACAGCGAUUUAAGAUACAUUGCAAAGAGUAAAAAAAAAGAAAAGUCCAAAGCAAGGCUAAGGUAAUUUAACCAAGUGAACUAACACAAACUAUGAUAAAAUAUGUUAAAUUAACUUUAGAAACUAAUGCAAGAUAAGUUGUCUAAAUUAGUAAUACAAACAAAUGUCACCUUGUCUGCUAUAUUUUUGCAUUACUAGAUCAGUUUAUGAUAAAUUAACUUAGAAAAAAUAAGCAAAAUAAAUAACACAAACCAAGCUCAAAUAAAAGAUAAAUUAAGAUAAACUAAGCAAAGACAGAGUAAUCUAACACAAUCUAAGUUAAGUUAAACUUACCAAAACAAAAAUAAAAAUUCAAAUUAGUUAUUUGUUCCAAUAUUUAUCUUUGGUUAUUUUGUGGGUGAAUGUAAGGAAGGAUUUAACUUCCAGAGCUACAAAACAAAUACAUGAGCAGCAUCUCUUUAACAAGAAGGAACAUUUGUCAAUAUAGCCUUCUCAUUUUAAUGAGAUUUAGAACUAUUUUCAUCUUUAGAUUAUGGAUUCUAAAAAAGGUAUUCAAUUCAAUUGCUCCCUCUGACUCUCUUCUCACUGUUUCUUUGAGACAACACUCAAACAUCCAGGAAAGUACUGCUGAUUUACUUUAUGAGAACUUAUUUUGGCUUGAAAGAUAUAUAAAUCUUAAUACAACAAGAUACUGAUUGUAUUUUUUUCUAGCCCUGGCAGUUAAACACAAACACAUCUAUAAAAUGUAUUUAUAUUAUUCAGCAGUUAAGCCAUACAACAUUUUGCAACAUGCUUGUAUUAAAAACAUUCAAAAAGUAUUGGUACAACAGGUCUACUCCCAGUCACACGGUCACCAGAAUGCCAUUUAAAACAUGAUCAUACGAGCCUGUGCCUCUUAUCACUAGUUUGAACAGGACAAACAGAUCGAUGUGGACUGCUAGCAGUGGUAAAGUGCAGAAUUCAGAGUAAAAAAGAGAGGAAAAGAUGUCGUUUGAAGGAAAGAUUUACCAAGAUUUGACCACGGAUGAGGUUUCACCUUCUCAUCGACGAACAUUUGGACAAGCCCUGUUUGCAGAAAUUGGUGAAUAUACAUUUCAACACCAGCGACUGGUUGUACUAAGCUUGGGCCUGCUAAAUGCUGCUUUACUGAUUUCUGCUGCUGUCAUUGGGAUUUACUGUGCUAACGCCAAAGACCUUCAGGUAUCUGAUUUAGCAGCUUCACCCCUCCUUGUUGAGGUGAACUUUCUCCGCAACCACACGGAGAUAAUAAGACAGAGAAAGGAGGCCCAGAACACACUGGAGAAAGAGCGUGCCAACCAUGUUCAACUAAAGCUGGACGUGAGGCAGAAGAAGACUCUGACUGACAGCCUUCAAAGGAAAAUUAGCAUCCUGCAAACAGAGAAGACACAUCUUCUGUCCAAUGCAUCUGCUCUAAAGAAAAACUGUGGCAAAUGCCCUUCAGGAUGGCUCCUAUUGAAAACGUCAUGCUACUACUUUUCUAACUAUGAACCGGAAUCAAGAAAGAACUGGUCAGACAGCAGAGCUGACUGCAUUCGCCAAGGAGGCGACCUGCUCAUAAUCAACAACUUGGAGGAACAGCAACUGAUGAGUACAAAUUUUCCGAGGAUAGACAGCAGUAGCAUGUGGUGGAUGAACGGGUUCUGGAUCGGCCUUAGUGAACUAAAACAGCUGGGAACGUGGACAUGGACAAACAAUGUGACAGAGACGUCCGUAAUGUACUGGAGAAGUGGGCAACCCAGUCAUACUGGACCUCAGAGCGGGAACUGUGCUGCUUUUCAUUACUAUGGAGACACUAUCAGGACUUGGUACACUGGAAACUGCCAGCAGCAUCUACUGAACUGGAUCUGUGAGAUCAGGCAAAACAAUAGCUGAAAUCAUUUAAACAUGCAUAUGAACAGCCUGAAGACUUUUGCUAACCAUUCUAAUCUGUAAUGUUUAGCAAAGAUUUCACAAUUCAUAAACUGUGUAUUAAACAAUCUUUUAUCAGUUUAGAACAUUUCAGUCAAAGUUCGACAUGUGUAUGUGUUGCACUUUCUAUGCUUGUGUAAUUAAAAGGAAGUCUUAUUGCCAAAAUAAAUGUUAAAAAAUAAA